This is a messenger RNA of Lentinula edodes (shiitake mushroom), 1551 nucleotides long. RefSeq names its product GWT1-domain-containing protein. The coding region runs from base 1 to 1551 and encodes 516 amino acids. Gene Ontology annotation, biological process: protein localization to plasma membrane; GPI anchor biosynthetic process. Gene Ontology annotation, molecular function: glucosaminyl-phosphatidylinositol O-acyltransferase activity. Gene Ontology annotation, cellular component: endoplasmic reticulum; membrane. The transcript is spliced from 8 exons. The record is from RefSeq and is a predicted model, not a curated record. Lineage: Eukaryota; Fungi; Basidiomycota; Agaricomycetes; Agaricales; Omphalotaceae.
AUGCAAGGAAACAGCUACAAGGAUGAAAAAGAGGCCUUUGUCUCUGGAAUGACUGGAUCUACAGUCUCACAUAUCAAUCUGUUAUCGUCUGUCGCGCUGGCAUCCAUGUUUCUCCUGUAUUGUGCUCAAACCAGGAUCAGACUAUCUUCGCUGACCAGCCUUCCAUUAUCAUGGCUAUUUCUGGUGUUUCCCUUGCUACUUUCAAUGACAAUCUUUGCCAACUGGCCUGCCGCGCUUUUACUCUUAAUAUUUGCACCUGGGGGGCUUUUACUGCUCAUACAGCGGAAAGAAAGUGGUACACCUCUACCGUCUAAUCUAAAAAGUCCAAUUACGCCGAAUCCAUCAUCCCAGACAUUCCCUGUUGCUCCCAGAAUCGAACCGUUACCAUCGUUUACAACGUACAGAGCGCACAUGCUUCUGAUGACUUGCCUUGCAAUCCUUGCAGUUGACUUUCCUAUCUUUCCACGCUCUUUGGUUAAAUGCGAGACGUACGGUGUUUCCCUGAUGGAUAUUGGCGUUGGCUCAUUCGUUUUCUCUGGAGGAAUCGCAUCUGCCAUUCCCUUGAUCAAAACCCCUUCUCAUCUUGCUGCUCCGACAUUCCCAAAGAUGUUGAGAGCAAUGCGAAAGUCGCUGCCUAUCAUCCUGCUUGGGCUCGUUCGCGUCUUAUUAGUCAAAGGAACCGAGUAUCCAGAGCAUGUAUCAGAAUACGGAGUUCAUUGGAAUUUUUUCAUUACCCUCGCUCUUGUCCCAGUAAUGGAAGUGAUGCUUCAUCCAGUAAUGAUUCGCGUGUCCGUGACUGCAAUAGGCAUCGUGGUAGCAAUAUCUCAACAAUUGCUCCUCUCCAAAUUCGGUCUUUCUGACUAUGUCCUCAGUGCCCCUCGAGUGGAUCUUAUUAGCGCCAACAAGGAAGGAAUUGUCUCUUUACCAGGUUAUUUCUCCAUACAUUUACUCGGACUCACAACUGGCUUGCUCCUUUUGCCUCCAUCACCUUCCUACUUUCGCCGUAUUCAAAGAUCACUACAGACGCAUUCUCUGAAUGACAGAGCACUAGCUGAGCGCUACGCGGUUCGGCAGAAUGGCAAGACUGCAACGGAGCUUUCUGGGUACCUCGUAUUAUGGUGGGCGUUGAUGGGUUUGUGCAGUCUUUUGAAGCUGGACGGCGGAAACGGAGUUUCUAGAAGAAUGGUCAACAUCUCCUACAUUUUUUGGAUUUGUGCAUACAAUGUCAGCUUCAUCCUUGCAUAUCUGCUUUUGGAUAUGGUCUUCUUCCCUUCCCCUUCCACAACGAGCAAAAAGCAGAAGAAUAUUGACCAAAAUUCCGCAUCUUUACAUCCAAUCUUUCCAACCGUCAUCCCUCAUCCUCUUCUUGAUGCUGUAAAUAAAAAUGGCUUGGUCGUAUUUCUUGUUGCCAAUAUCGCCACGGGUCUAAUUAAUCUGACGAUACCGACGAUGUAUACUUCUGACUUAUGGGCAAUGGUUAUCCUUUGCGGGUAUAGCUAUGCGAUAUGUACGACGGCGUGGGUCUUGAGAGGCGUUAGGCUUCGGUUGUAA